AGGCGCCAGUAUGAACAAAUAAAACAUUGAUGUGAAAAUGUAUCUACUGUUAGUUUAUUGUUUGGUUGUUUCAGAAGUUUUUUCAGAAACGUUAAGGGAUUAUAAAAAUUACAAACACUACGAGGUGCAAGGCUCCCGGGAGGGACUCGAACAUUUAAAAAAUCUCCUUUUGCAAAGAGAUGAAUCAUUGAUACAUUCGGAUUCAAAAAACUCGUCCGAGAUAAUUUUAUCUCCGCAUUUAGCGUCUGUUUUAGAAUCGAUCGUCACAGAGGAGAGUUUAAAAGCCAAACUUUUACAUAGCGACGUUUCGGAAAUAAUUCAGUCGGAAAAAGUGCCACACCGUCGUUUUAAUAAAUUCUCGUGGGAUGCGUACUAUGACGUCAACGACAUUCACAAAUAUGUCUACGAUGUAAGCAAAUCGUUCAGUGAAUGGACAGAAAUAAUAGAGGCCGGUGAAAGUUAUGAGGGCCGAAAAAUAUUGGGGCUGCGUAUAAAUACCCGUUACGAGACGGAACAGCGGGAGACUGGGAAGCCCGUGUUUUUUAUUGAAUCUGGCAUCCACGCGAGGGAAUGGAUCGGGCCGGCAGUGACGACCUACUUCAUCAAUCAACUGCUUACGAGUCGCGAUCCCAAUGUAACAAGACUGAGGGAUCAGUUCGAUUGGCGCAUCUUCCCCACCGUUAAUCCUGAUGGAUAUCAUUACAGCUACACCGUCGAUAGAUACUGGAGAAAAACACGGUCUCGCUCCCUAAACGGGUGUCGAGGUGCUGAUCCCAACCGCAACUGGGAUUAUAACUGGGGACAAUACUCCUCGUCAACAAAUCCCUGCGACUAUCAGCUGUAUGCCGGUUCCCGCCCAUUUUCUGAAGUCGAAACACGAUCAUUGUCUAAAUACAUUUCAACCAUAGACAACCUAUUGUUUUACGUGGCCUUCCACUCUUACGCAUCUCUUCUGUUAGUGCCAUAUUCAGACUCUUUGGAGCACGUUGACAAUUAUGAUGAAUUGGUUCAGAUAGGCAAAAAAUCUAUUGAAUACGGCAGCAGAAUGAAUAGCGAUUUGUACGAUGGGCCUGACACAGCAGCGGCCACUCUCUAUAAAACCUCCGGAGGCAGUAUGGAUUGGGUGCGUCACGCGCUUCACACCAGGUUAGUGUACACCUACGAACUUCGAGGGUCCUCCUUCCAUUGGCCUGCAGAAAGGAUCAGCGAGCAAGGAGACGAAGUGACCCUGAUGAUGAUGGGGCUGGCUGAUGGCGCUCAGGAACUGGGGUACUUUUAGACCAAUGAAAUUGUGUUAAAAACUUAAUAUAGACUUUAAAAUA
Messenger RNA from Zerene cesonia (dogface butterfly), 1322 nucleotides. RefSeq names its product zinc carboxypeptidase-like. Gene Ontology annotation, biological process: proteolysis. Gene Ontology annotation, molecular function: zinc ion binding; metallocarboxypeptidase activity. Bases 38 to 1279 code for a protein of 413 amino acids. The record is from RefSeq and is a predicted model, not a curated record. The transcript is spliced from 9 exons. NCBI's taxonomy places the organism in Eukaryota, Metazoa, Arthropoda, Insecta, Lepidoptera, Pieridae.